Molecule: messenger RNA, 888 nt
Organism: Apiotrichum porosum
Lineage: Eukaryota; Fungi; Basidiomycota; Tremellomycetes; Trichosporonales; Trichosporonaceae
Exons: 8
Coding region: 1-888 (295 amino acids)
Cellular component (GO): cytosol
Molecular function (GO): oxidoreductase activity
Source: RefSeq, a predicted model, not a curated record
AUGACCUUCUCGACUCGUCUUGCCUCCCGUAUCUCGGGCAUGGCCAGCCGUCGCUUGACGGCCGCAACGGCCAACAACCAGCUCCAGCUCCAACUGCGCCAUAUGGCGAGCAAGACCCCCAACUCGAGCGUGUUCAACACCAACCAUGGCAUCGGGGCCGCUACCGCCGAACUAUUUGCUCGCGCUGGCUCCAACGUCGUCCUCCUCGCCCGCCGCCGUGCGGCACUGGACCAAGUCGCCGAACAGUGCCAGCAGGCAUACGCCGAGUCGGGGCACGACGGCAGAGUCGUGGUCAUCCCGGCUGACAUGCAGGACCGCAAGAGCGUCGGCGGGGUCCUGGACCAGCUGGACGGGUUGACACUGGACAUCCUGGUCAACAAUGCUGGCCUGGUCCGCGGUCGCGAGCAUGUCGGAGACGUCACGGACGAAGACAUCGAGGUCAUGUUCCAGACGAACGUGUUUGGCCUGAUACACUUGACCCAGUCGGUUGUGCGCGAGUUCAAGAAGCGCAACCAAGGCAUGAUCAUCAACCUCGGCUCAGUGGCUGGCAUCGAGCCCUAUGCUGGAGGCUCGAUCUACUGCGCGACCAAGGCGGCCGUGACGGCGUUUAGCGGCUCGUUGCUGCGUGAACUGGUCAACACCAACAUCCGCGUCGCCGAGAUCCAGCCGGGCAUGGUCGAGACCGAGUUCUCCGUCGUGCGGUACCGCGGGGACAAGGACAGGGCCACAAACGAGUAUUCUGGCAUGACGCCUUUGACGGGUGCGGACAUUGCAGAGCAGAUUGUGUGGGUUGCGUCCCGCCCAGCACAUGUCAACAUCGCCAACAUGCUCAUCUUCCCCGUAAACCAAGCUUCAGCGACAAUCAACUGGCGCAAGCCCCAGGAAUAA